Molecule: messenger RNA, 3532 nt
Organism: Strongylocentrotus purpuratus (purple sea urchin)
Lineage: Eukaryota; Metazoa; Echinodermata; Echinoidea; Camarodonta; Strongylocentrotidae
Exons: 17
Coding region: 467-3223 (918 amino acids)
Molecular function (GO): calcium ion binding
Source: RefSeq, a predicted model, not a curated record
GAUCCCGUGGCAAUAAAAGAAAAAGAGGAACUACAUGCGCAAAAAUUAUCGGGGAAAGUGAAAGUGUAAACAACGAUGUACGGAAAGGGAACUGCAUGAAAUCUAAAAUGAUUCUAUUCUGUUUGCCUAUUAUGCGGCAUCACUGGAGCGUGGGUACACUGAAUAGCAAGCGAUGAUCAAAAGGCCGGAGAGAAUAAUAAUUCUAACCCAAGAUCCCAAGGCCACUUUUCCGGAGUACGAGUUUUAUAGCAAGUGAAUAAUACAAACGGUACUCAACUGUCCUUAUUUUGGUUUCUGAAGAAGUAAAUAAUUGAGCGCCACUUCAUGGUAUACAGUUUGCACUUUCGGUAUGUAAAGUUUAAUUCUGCAUUGAGAAGUGACAGCGACGCCACACGUACAGUCGCUUUAGAUUGGAUCUAGGCCUAUUUGCUGUUCAUUCUUAUCUUAUUUAAUUUAGCUGCCACGCAUGUCAUGUGCUCCUUCUUCCCAUCGUGAUUAUACAACGUACAUGGUGAAGAAUUAUACUGAUAUCAUGGCUGUCGGGUCAACAGAAGUGGACAUCAAAAUGGAUCUGUUACAGCAGUUUUGGAUCUUCACCUUAGUGACCGUACACCUCUUUGUUAGUCCAUCGAGUUGUACCGACAAGCUCUUUGUGGCCGAUGCGUACAACGGCACCAUCCUCUUGGCCGAGACAGACGGGUUAAGCUUCGUCAAAAGUUCCUUCAACCGGCUCCCCUUCACAGGACUUGAACUGCCGGUCGGUGUGGAGUUUGAUUCCAGGACAGAGAUCGUCUAUUGGACAGAUGCCUCCCUGCAUACAGUCAAUAGGGCUGCUCUGAACGGCUCCAUGCAGGAGGUCAUCGCCCAGUUGGACCCGAUAAGUAUCCCGGCGAAUUUCGAAUAUCCCUAUGGGAUCGCCCUGAACCUCGACGAAAACAAGGUUUACUGGGCCGACCAGUACCACGAUGUGAUCGAGAUGGCGGACCUUGAUGGCUCCAAUAGACAAGACUUGAUAUCCACUGGCUUCAAUACGAACGCGGCUGGAAUAGUUUACUCAACAAUUCGAAGGAAAAUCUUCUGGACGGAGCAAGGACCAAGCCCAAAGAUCGAGAUGGUUAAUCCUGAUGGGACUGGGCGAGAAGUCCUGGUAGAUUCCGAUCUUGAGAGUCCAAACGGCAUAUGUCUCGAUUCGGCAGAGAGGAGGCUGUAUUGGACCGAUCCAACUAGGGACCGAAUCGAAAGUAUUCAUCUAGACGAAAUGACCCGACUCUCACACAUUGAGUUAAGCAAUCUCGACAUCCAUCCGUUUGGUAUUGCAAAGUAUUUUGAAGAUUUCUACUUCUCUGACCUUAACUUCGACGGCGUUUAUGCUGCUGACUUUCCGGACAAUAGCCUUCAUCUAGUUGACCGUUAUUUGCCCACCCCUGUCGAAAUACACAUCUAUGCAGAUACGAGCUGUCCAGGUUUUAACCUUUGUGACAACACUGGAGAAUGCAUUUUGACUACUCGGCAACCCGAGACCAAAUUUGUUUGCAUAUGCGAACCGGGUUACACCGGAGUUUACUGCGAGCAAGUUAUAGACGACUGCGCCUCAUCACCCUGCAUUAACGGCAGUUGUAGCGACGCUGGAGUGUUAUCCUACGAGUGCACCUGCCAAGCCGGAUUCACAGGGCGUAAUUGUGAAAUUGACAUCGACUCAUGUGAUCCGUCACCUUGUCUUAAUGGUGCGACUUGUGUGGAUGAAUUACUGGGAUACGCUUGCGAGUGUGCUGUGGGCUUUACUGGAGAUACAUGUGAUGAAGAUAUUAACGAAUGUCUUCGCAGUGAUGCCUGUGGCGUUAACGAGGAUUGCACAAACACGAUUGGAGGAUUCCAGUGUGAAUGCAGGGAAGGUUCACACAUGAGAAACGGCGAGUGCAAAUUUUCACUGUCUGUAGGUGGCGCUAUACAGUUUACACGGAUAAACGGCGAAGAUGCUGAAUUCACUGAUGAACUCAAUGACCCAAUGUCAAAUGAAUCCAUGACUAUGGAGACAAGGUGUCACAAAGUCCUACAUACAGUUAUAAUGAACAUCAUGAGCACACAAAGCAGCGAGUGGGAUAUUGACAUCACUGGAUUUUCAGCAGGCAGUAUCGUGGCCGAAUUCGAAGUCAUGAUCUUCGAUUCUGAUAGGAAUAUCUUGAAAGACCAAGCAAUAGCAUUGGAGACGUCCCUUGGGCUUCAGGAACCUGGUAUUUGGCAAUCUGCAGACGGUUCCGUUAAUCUCAACGUGGAAUCCGUCAUUACAUACGGUGAGGUAUGUCUUACAGUUCAAUGCGUGUAUGGGACCUGCCGUACAGUACCCGGAGAUCCGAACUAUUCGUGUGCCUGUCAGACAGGAUACACGGGAGAGUAUUGCGAAACAGUGAUCACCUGUCCCUUGCCCGACCAUCCACUUAGCCACGUUGUACAACCUCAGAGCGUUUACAUGCCAGAGGAUCUGAUCACCAUAGAAUGUGAUGAGAAAGACGCAUCAGUGAUAUGGAGAUGUGAUGGGAUCUCAGGAGAAUGGAUUCAACUGGCUGAUCUGGAUUGUCAAACAGAUGGAAAUGGAUUGCCGAUCGGAGCUCUCAUUGGUAUUGUGGCUGGGGCAUUGUUCGUUCUGAUAAUUGGAAUGUUCCUCUGUUUCCUUUACAAGUUUGUAAAUAGGAAACGAAUGAAUACAUUAAUUACUAAUGGCGUCCAGCUUAACGAACGGCAGAACAACCUUGCUGUCAGUCAUCCACCCAUGGGGGCUACGGGUGGAAUGCCGUACCCCUGUGCUGAAGGGAAGAGUUUAGACGAUCCUACCUACGCGUCACCAAGUGAUUUUCCCUCUAACGACUACAUAUCGAUGUACGCGACACGUAUAGCAGGUUCUCUUGAGAAAGGUAGCAGGUUCGGAACACUACCUGCAAUUCCAAAGGCAGCGCCCCAUCUUCCUGUUCGGCAUCUUGCACCCCUUCAGAUGGACGGGGCGGGCGUAGAGGCGCUCCCCCCUGAGUAUUCUGUUUGUGACCCCUCUGCCAGUGGUCUGGCAGGGGGCGAGAUGUACGAGUCAACGAUCAGAUCUGACAAUCCUACUAACGACAUGAUGCCCUCUCCGUCAACUGUCCCGAAAAAUUUGAACCAUAAUCAAUUUGGACAGGCGUCUUGUCGGGCAACAGAACCGUUCGAUGAUUAUCUGUACAUGAAACCUUAUUAAGAUCGUGGUUAUUUGUUUCUUGACAUAUGUGUCCUAAUAUUCUAAAAUUUGUAAAAUGAUGAUGACGUUUAUCUUUCCCAAAAUCAGAAUUGAAGUGUUACUUCUUCAUUUUAAUUAACUAUGAUUUCGUAUGUUCAUGAUAAUGUUCAAUGUAUCCUUAUAAAUUUAGUCCUAAGAUAUAUGAAUGGUGUAAUCAUUAUUUGAGUGUAUAUAUACAUGUUUAUACUAUUGUAAAUAUUAGAAGACGAAAUUGUCUGUUUAGAGCCAGAAGGGCAUAACUCUGUGUUAAUAAUGUAUACACACCUGUAU